Molecule: messenger RNA, 1290 nt
Organism: Aedes aegypti (yellow fever mosquito)
Lineage: Eukaryota; Metazoa; Arthropoda; Insecta; Diptera; Culicidae
Product: pollen-specific leucine-rich repeat extensin-like protein 2
Exons: 1
Coding region: 1-1290 (429 amino acids)
Source: RefSeq, a predicted model, not a curated record
AUGAAGACUCUUUUGUUGGUGGUAGGCGUUUUCCUAGUGAUUUGUGAAGGGUAUAUUCCCGAAUAUCGAAAAUCGAAGAGUAAACGCAACCGUUAUGUGGAAGAAGACUCUUAUGAGGAAGACUAUGGAGAUUUAAGUUUAGAGGAAACGGAAGAAGAACAAGCACCACGAAUUGAACGCAAGAUGAGAGCUAGUGUCAGCGAACCAUCUUAUGGAUACUCAAAAUCAUAUAGGAGAAGGGACGAACGUGAUUAUGUAGGGAAGAUGCGGAAGCCAAACUAUUCGGAUAAGAAAAGCCGAUCCAAGUAUCAGGUUUAUGAAAAGAGUCCUCAUAGAACGUUGAAAAAGGAUAUUGUGGCGAGGCAGCAUAGCACUGCAGCAGUAGUACGAGGUCGUAAGAAGGAUCAUCGAUCUGCUCCUGUAUACGAAUCAAUGCGUCCUUAUCCUUCACCUCCAGCACUAUACUCUUCUCCACCACCAGCGGCCCCAUAUCAUAAGCAUGCCCCUGUCAAAACGCAGUGCAGUCACCAAUUGUUAAUUUCAUGUACACCUACGGUAACCAAAGUUCCAUGUAAGGCGCACACUGGAGCUCACCAUCCAACUCAAGCUGCUCAUGUUCCCGAAUCAGCAUAUCACGAGCAACCGGCGUAUCAUACACCUCCACCGGUAUACACGCCACCCGUCUACAAACCACCUGUAUAUACACCACCGACCUACAGCCCUCCAGUCCACAAUCCACCAGUUCAUAGUCCACCAGUGCACCCUCCUCCCGCAGCUCAAUACCUUCCACAACCGAAGCCUCUGUACCACCACCACACGGUACAGCCACAACCGGAGCCAGUUCAUCAACCCCAAUACCACAAUCCAGGUCAGCACCCAUACUAUCAACAGCCGAAACCGACGCCGCACUUCCCAGCUCCCCCAGCCUACCAUCAGCCCUACCAACCAACAUACAAAUCUAUGGAACCUACGCCGUCUUUCGCGGCUCCCGUAAGUGAAGACAACCUAGAGCCUUCCCAUCAUCCGGUGAUCUCGGCGUUUCCUACACCAACAACCACCACCACUACCACUCAGCAUACUCCCAUCGAACCGAUCGAUCGGGACCAGAAGCUCCAGGAAGCCGAAAACAACUCUGACGGUCCAGCGAAUACUGAUGAGGAGGUCAAAGUCCAAGCAGAAGCCCCUGCGGAAGAGUCCGUGGCCGGCAGCAGGGCAGCCGCCGAAACAACCACUAGCAGUCCGUUGACAACAACAACAACGACGACGUCAACAACUCCUUUACCAGUAUAG